AUGGCAAGUUACAAUCUUUUGAAUGAGUUCCGUCUGGCUGAGUCUAGAGGCGUAAGGCUGGUGGAAGGAUCAGAACCAGAUUCGGUAGCAUACCGAGUCAAUCCCUCCCUUCACCUCAGGAAGAGCUUGAGUGAUGUUUACCCAGAAGGUCUACCAACUGACUUCUCAGUCAUUGCCACCUUCAAGAUAACCUUGGCUGCAGCUAAGACCUCCUGGAACCUCUGGCAGGUCAGUGACACGGAAGGUCGGGAUCUGGUAGGACUGCGAUUUCAUGGUGAUGCCAGAACGCUGGACUUCUUUUAUGUGAGCCCUAGCAAAUCACAAAUGCUGCGCACCUUCCAUGGGGUGGAAAAACUGUUCGAUGGAGAGUGGCACAAACUGGCUCUUAGUGUGAAGGGAGAUCGGGCAAAGCUGUUGGUCGACUGUGAGGAGGUGAGCACUGAGCCACUGGAUGAGCCCAGGCCAAUCAUCCGUCAUGGCUACACCUCUAUUGCCAAGAGAGCGGCUGGUGAUCGUUCUGUCUCUGUGGACCUGCAGAAGAUGCAUGUUUCCUGUGAUGCUGACCAGGCCUAUUCUGAAGGCUGCUGCGAGCUUUCCAGUGUGUGUGGGGGAUAUGCAGAGAGAGGACUCAGAGCUGGAAGAGGCACAGCCAAAUGUAAAUGUGUUCAUGGACAACCAGGUCCUCAGGGAAGUCCUGGACCUAAGGGUCAUACAGGUCUGCCAGGAAACCCAGGGGAACCAGGCAGAGUUGGAAAUUGGGGGCCACGUGGAGAAACUGGAGAAUAUGGAAAUAUAGGCGAACCUGGUCCUAAGGGCUACACUGGGAUCAAAGGAGAGAAGGGAAUGAGAGGACUGUUUGGGCCAGAGGGAGAUAGAGGACCUAAAGGGCUGAAAGGUCUACCUGGUGCAGCAGGCUAUAAGGGAGUACGAGGGUCUCCUGGAGAGAGAGGUGAGACUGGGCAACCAGGAGAGAGUGGAUCUCCGGGAGAUCGGGGAUAUGAGGGAAUUCCCGGAUAUCAGGGAGUAAAGGGAGAAGAGGGUCCUUCUGGACAGGACGGACCUCCCGGACGAAUGGGCCUGCAGGGUAUUGUGGGAGAUUCUGGUGAGAGAGGAACAACUGGAGAAAAAGGAAAGCCUGGUAUUCAAGGUCCAAAGGGAAGAGUCGGAGGCAUGGGAGAAACGGGCAUUGUUGGUGAUCCAGGCUUGCCUGGGAGGGAUGGAGACCCUGGCAUCGAGGCUUAUCAAGGUCUCCAGGGGCCUGAGGGUAGAAUUGGAAAAGCUGGCGAAAGGGGUGAAAAUGGUGAUCAGGGGCUUCCAGGGGAAAUGGGUCCUCAAGGACGCACCGGCCUGCAGGGUUAUAAGGGCUCUGCUGGUAAGCCAGGAAGACCUGGAUUUAUUGGUCCCCCAGGAAGAACAGGACAUAUAGGAUUACCUGGAAGACCAGGCUUAAAGGGAGACAUUGGCAUUCCUGAAAUUCAAGGAGUAAAAGGCCAAAAGGGAGCGACAGGAGUAAAAGGUCCCAAAGGAAGUGUUGGAGAAAGAGGUGAACUAGGGCCACAGGGAGGCCAGGGGAAGCGAGGCCCAGUUGGAGAAUCUGGUCACAAAGGCAGUGUUGGGACCCAAGGUGUCACUGGAGAUCAAGGGCCAGAUGGUUUUCAAGGACCUCCAGGGCCACCAGGCCCGACACUAUCUGCCCAACAUGUUAUUGAGGUCUGCAAGCGAGUUGUGCUGGAGCAGAUGUCUACCUUUGCCAACUCUGUGAAACGGACAUGUGCUGCCGUGUGUCCACUCUAUGGCGAGGUGCCAAUGGGUGCCCCUGGUCCCCCAGGAAAAAAAGGACCACAUGGACCACCUGGAAAUCCUGGAACUGAUGGUGUUGAUGGAGAAGUGGGGCAACAAGGAUUCUAUGGAGAGCCUGGUGAUCUAGGAAAACAAGGAAAACGAGGUGAUUCAGGAGAGAAUGGAGACAAGGGUCCUAAAGGGUAUGGAUUACCUGGUCAUACUGGAGACCAGGGACAAAAGGGUCAGCGUGGACGACCUGGCAGAGCAUAUGAUGGGCGUCCAGGUCAGAUGGGUGAGAGAGGCCAUAUUGGCAGGCCUGGUUUAAGAGGCCAUCCUGGACUACAUGGUGUUCCUGGGGUUUGCCUUACUUCAGGGUGUGCUUUGGUCAAUAGAACUGCCAAUGGAGUCCUUCCACAGGAAUCCCAGCGACCACAGAGGUUAAGGACACGACCAUGAUGCAAGUCAGCAAACUAAAAGAAAAGAAAUAAAA
This is a messenger RNA of Trichomycterus rosablanca, 2272 nucleotides long. RefSeq names its product collagen alpha-1(IX) chain. The transcript has 26 exons. The record is from RefSeq and is a predicted model, not a curated record. Gene Ontology annotation, molecular function: extracellular matrix structural constituent conferring tensile strength. Lineage: Eukaryota; Metazoa; Chordata; Actinopteri; Siluriformes; Trichomycteridae. Bases 1 to 2238 code for a protein of 745 amino acids. Gene Ontology annotation, biological process: extracellular matrix organization.